Molecule: messenger RNA, 924 nt
Organism: Hirsutella rhossiliensis
Lineage: Eukaryota; Fungi; Ascomycota; Sordariomycetes; Hypocreales; Ophiocordycipitaceae
Product: arylesterase domain-containing protein
Exons: 2
Coding region: 1-924 (307 amino acids)
Molecular function (GO): arylesterase activity
Source: RefSeq, a predicted model, not a curated record
AUGACUCUCGUUCUGGGCGUGUUCCGAACGCCCGCAAGCCAAGACUCUAUACAGCCAAAGGAUGUCUCUAUCAUCGGAAACACCUUGCAUUGCGAGGACCUUCACUAUCAUGAAGCAAGCAAGCUGCUCUUUACUGCUUGCGAAGAUGUGGAAUCUACCCGAUAUUCGUGGUUUCCACCUCUUGCCAACUUCAAUAAUCCGACAGCUGCCUCCAAGGCUCGAGGCAAUAUCCGGAUCAUUGACCCAAGAACUUUAAAGGCCAGGGCCUUGCACUUUGAAAAUUUCGAACCGCCCUUCGUUACACACGGCAUCGAUAUAAUCGACGAUCCUAGUAGACGGAAGGGUGAGGCUGUCUACGUUUUCGCGGUCAACCAUAAGCCAAGCCGUGAGCACUUCCAAAAAGCCAACGCUAGUGCGCCCAAGAGUUAUUCGGUGGUCGAAGUCUUUCACUACGUCAUCGGAUCCGACACGGUCCGACACGUUCGUUCAGUCUGGGAUCCGCUCAUAGCAACGCCCAAUGACAUUUUGGCCCUAUCACCGACAUCCUUCUUCGUGACAAACGACCACUACUACAGGGACGGAUGGUUAAGGAUGCUUGAAGAUCUCUACUACGAAGCAAAGUGGUCUACUACGCUCUACGUCGAGUUUUCUGCCAGCGCCGGUAGUCCGACGGACGACAGCUACAAUGUCAAGGCCUCGGUUGCCCUUGCCGGUUUGCAUAACAAUAACGGCCUUGGCCACGGGAAAACGUCACAGGACGUGUUGUUGGGGAGCGCGGCGAGCGGGGUGCUACAUCUAGGUACAUUUGAAGGCAUGGACUCGAACAGCACAGCCCGCCGGAUCGACGUCGUUGAAUCGAUUGAAUUGGACUCCACCUUGACAACCCGAGCUACUUUUCGGACCCCUUCGCGAAUGCACAUUUGA